AUGGAUAUUCGCGUUUUACAGCCAUCCGACAUUCCCCACGUGCAGCUAGCAAAUAUCACCAACCUACCCGAAAACUACUUCCUCAAGUACUACCUCUACCAUGCUCUUUCAUGGCCGCAAUUAUCUUACGUAGCGGUUGACCUUUCGUACGCCGAUAACCAUCCUGGGGAACCGCCAAAGAUUGUAGGCUAUGUGCUUGCUAAAAUGGAGGAAGAGCCAACAGAUGGUGUGCAGCAUGGGCACAUUACUAGUUUAAGUGUCAUGCGCACCCACCGGCGGCUGGGGCUGGCGGAAAAGUUGAUGAGGCAGAGCCAGAAAGCCAUGGUCGAAGCCUUUGGCGCGAAAUAUGUAUCCCUCCACGUCCGUGUCUCCAACAAGGCCGCGCUCCACCUCUACCGCGAUACGCUCCAAUUCGAGGUCGAUAAAGUAGAAGAGAAAUACUAUGCAGACGGCGAAAACGCAUACUCCAUGCGAAAAGACCUUACUUUCCUUGAAGAGCCCGAGAGCGAGGAUGAGGAUGAGGACGAGGCCGUUGGUGAGGAUGUCGAUAUUGACGGCGACGUCCCGAAAGAAAAGAAGACAAAGAAGAAGAGGAAUGUCAAGGUUGGACGAGGCCUGGGUGUAGCGGAUUUACAAGAAGUAGACGGGAGGGCUUAA
Messenger RNA from Morchella importuna, 657 nucleotides. RefSeq lists its product as uncharacterized. Gene Ontology annotation, cellular component: NatA complex. Bases 1 to 657 code for a protein of 218 amino acids. The transcript is spliced from 2 exons. Gene Ontology annotation, molecular function: protein-N-terminal-glutamate acetyltransferase activity; protein N-terminal-serine acetyltransferase activity. The record is from RefSeq and is a predicted model, not a curated record. Lineage: Eukaryota; Fungi; Ascomycota; Pezizomycetes; Pezizales; Morchellaceae. Gene Ontology annotation, biological process: N-terminal peptidyl-glutamic acid acetylation.